Pyricularia oryzae 70-15 is the source of this 1296-nucleotide messenger RNA. RefSeq names its product endo-1,4-beta-xylanase A. Gene Ontology annotation, cellular component: extracellular region. The record is from RefSeq and is a predicted model, not a curated record. Lineage: Eukaryota; Fungi; Ascomycota; Sordariomycetes; Magnaporthales; Pyriculariaceae. Gene Ontology annotation, biological process: carbohydrate metabolic process. Bases 1 to 1296 code for a protein of 431 amino acids. The transcript has 3 exons. Gene Ontology annotation, molecular function: cellulose binding; hydrolase activity, hydrolyzing O-glycosyl compounds.
AUGCGUUCCGCGUCCUUUCUACCCGCCUUCAUUGGCGCACUCUUGCCCACCGCGAACGCUCAGGCAUGCGGCCUCAAUCAGGUGGCGCAAGCCGCUGGCUUGCAGUACUUUGGUACGGCGGUCGGUGAAGGGGCUGUGAACGAGCAACCGUACAUGAACAUCGUCAACAACAUCAACGAGUUCGGGCAAGUUGUGCCCGAGAAUGGACAAAAGUGGCAGUCGACCCAGCCCAACAGGGGUCAGUUCUCGUACACGCAGGGAGACAUUGUCACCAACGUCGCCACCCGUAACAAUCAGGUCCUGCGCUGCCACACUUUGGUCUGGCACAGCCAGCUGCCCGGCUGGGUAUCGUCUGGCAGCUGGAACAGGCAAUCCCUGGAGCAGGUCAUCGUCACCCACAUCAACAACGUCAUGGGCCACUACCUCGGCAAAUGCUAUGCCUGGGAUGUAGUGAAUGAGGCCAUUGACGACAAUGGUGGCUGGCGCGACAGUGUGUUUUACCGCGUCUUUGGCACCGACUUCAUUCCUCUUUCCUUCAAGGCUGCCAAGGCUGCCGACCCAAACACGAAGCUCUACUACAACGACUACAACCUCGAGUACAACCAGGCCAAGACGGACCGUGCUGUCGAGCUUGUCAAGAUCGUCCAGGCUGCAGGCGCCCCCAUCGACGCUGUCGGCCUCCAGGGCCACAUGAUUGUCGGCUCGACUCCGUCCCGGUCCGCCUUGACCACAAUGCUUCGCCGCUUCACGGCUCUCAACGUCGACGUGUCCUACACCGAGGUCGACAUCCGCCACUCCAGCCUCCCGGCCAGCUCGCAGGCUGCUGCUCAGCAGGGGGUCGACUACGCCAACAUGGUAGGAUCGUGCCUCGACGUCGGCCCCCGCUGCGUUGGCUUCACAGUCUGGGGAUUCACCGACAAGCACUCGUGGAUCCCCAGCACCUUCCCCGGCACGGGUGAUGCGAUGCUUUACGACGCAAACUACAACAAGAAGCCGGCUUGGUCCUCUGUCUCGAGUGUCCUGCGCGCAAAGGCCACGGGCUCCGGCUGUGGUCCGGCUACAAACUUGCCCACUACUACCGUCGCCACUACCUCUCCUCCCACCAGCUUCACCACCAGUGUUACCUCUACCACGACCACUCCUCCUCCUCAGCAGACUACUCCUCCUGUCACGAACCCCGGCACGGUGCCGCAAUGGCAACAAUGUGGUGGUAUCAACUGGCAGGGUGGCACGGUUUGCGUGAGCCCUUUCAGGUGUGUAAAGCUGAACGAUUGGUAUUAUCAAUGUCUGGCGUGA